Messenger RNA from Malurus melanocephalus (red-backed fairy wren), 2939 nucleotides. RefSeq names its product protein tyrosine phosphatase domain containing 1 (gene PTPDC1). NCBI's taxonomy places the organism in Eukaryota, Metazoa, Chordata, Aves, Passeriformes, Maluridae. The coding region runs from base 108 to 2453 and encodes 781 amino acids. The record is from RefSeq and is a predicted model, not a curated record. The transcript is spliced from 9 exons. Gene Ontology annotation, biological process: cilium assembly; protein dephosphorylation. Gene Ontology annotation, molecular function: protein tyrosine/serine/threonine phosphatase activity.
AGCACGCACGGGGAUGCUCCGCUUCCCGCAACUUCUGCGUUGAGCAACUUCCCUCCGCUCAGAGCGCCCUGGGCAGCGGCGCCGGGCGGAGCUGGGGCCGGGCAGCCAUGCAGCCUUCCCCCCGCAGGCGCUCGGCUGUCAGCAUCUUUAGCCAUUUCUUCCAGGGGCGGAGGCAUUCCUCCUCCGACCCCCUUCUCCGCCUCAGCCAGCGGCGCCGCAGCUCCGUGGUGGAGCUGCUCUCCUCGUCCACGCACCGGGUCAUGGUGGCUCUGUCGUCGCUCAGCCCCGAGGAGCUGGAUGCAACUUUUCCUGAAAAAAAAAGGAGCUCGGGGCGCCCGACGGCCAAGUACACCAAGGUGGGGGAGCGGCUGCGCCACGUCAUCCCCGGCCACGUGCAGUGCUCCAUGGCCUGCGGGGGCCGCGCCUGCAAGUACGAGAACCCCGCUCGCUGGGCCGACCACGAGCAGGCCAUCAAGGGGCUCUACUCCUCUUGGAUAACAGAUAACAUCCUGGCUAUGGCUCGACCCUCAACAGAAUUAAUUGAAAAGUACAACAUUAUUGAGCAGUUUGAAAGAUGCGGCAUAAAAACCAUAAUUAAUCUUCAGCGUCCUGGGGAACACGCAAGCUGUGGGAGCCCACUGGAGCAGGAGAGCGGCUUCACCUACCUUCCUGAAGCUUUUAUGGAGGCUGGAAUUUAUUUUUAUAAUUUUGGCUGGAAGGAUUAUGGAGUAGCAUCUCUCACGACUAUCCUUGACAUGGUAAAAGUGAUGACAUUCGCCCUGCAAGAGGGGAGGGUGGCUGUUCACUGCCACGCAGGACUCGGGAGGACAGGUGUUCUAAUAGCUUGCUACUUAGUUUUUGCCACAAGAAUGAGCGCUGACCAAGCAAUUCUCUUUGUCAGAGCAAAAAGGCCUAAUUCUAUCCAGACCAGGGGGCAGUUACUGUGUGUCAGGGAGUUYACUCAGUUCUUGGUCCCUCUGCGCAACGUCUUCGCAUGCUGUGAGCCCAAGGCACACGCAGUGACCCUGUCGCAGUACCUGACCCGCCAGAGGCAUCUGCUCCACGGCUAUGAGAGCCGGCACCUCAAACACGUGCCAAAACUAAUCCAUCUGGUUUGCAAGCUGCUGCUGGACCUAGCUGAAAACAGACAGGUGAUAGAGGCAGAGCUCCUGGACAUCCCAGACCUCUCAGCUGAGAUUGAGAAGACUGUGUCCCAGCUGGCAUCCACAGAACUGGACCGGGAGCUGGCCAGGCAGGACAGCGACACGUCGGACUCAUCCCACACCCACUCCUCCGCUUUCGAAGUCCAGGACUCUCACUUCUCCCUGGGAAAUGAAUGUGAUUCUYUUUGUAAAGGAAGGAAUGUCGAAUGCCUUCAGCCUCUUACUCAUCUGAGAAGGCGUCUAAGCUACAGUGAGUCAGAUCUAAGGAGAACUGAGUUUCUUUUCGAACAAGAUGACACUGCCUGGACGGUGCCUGCUCAGAUCUUACUGAACAACAAACUGAAGCAGAACAGUGGGGAGGAAAGUUCUGCCACAGAUGAAGCAAAGCCACAGCUGGAGUUAAACAAAGACGCAUUAGUGCGUAACACGUGCAUGUUCUGGAGUCAAGGGAAAUUUAAUUUGGGUGGGCGAAGGGGCGGAUCCUCACAUUAUCACAGAAGGAACUCUACCAAAGAAGUACAACGCAGCAGGACCUUUUCUUCAGGUCUUUCAUCCAUCAACAAUCCCAAGGAGCCCAGGAUGCCGAGGUAUAACUUUGCCAGUGAGACUGGUCAUAGGAAGGACCACAAGACCAAUAUAUAUGGCAGAAGAGUCUAUCUCUCUGACGACUCUGAUUCUUCUUCUUCUUCCAAAGUGAACUUUUCCAUUGGAGAUGAAAGCCAAAGUAGCAGAGAUGUGUCAGAGACAAUUCCACACAUUGUUGUACAGUCAGAAUUAACUUUGGAAGCCCGAAGAAUUUUGGCAGCCAAAGCACUUGCAGAUAUAAACGAAUUUCUGGGAGAGGAUGAAGUGAAACAGAAGGUAGAAAUGUGGCAGAAAGAACUGAAUUCUCGAGAUGGAGCUUGGGAUAAAAUCUGCGCCGAGAGAGAUCCUUUUAUCCUCUGCAGCUUGAUGUGGUCAUGGCUAGAGCAGCUGAAAGAACCUGUUCUAUCCAAAGAUGAUAUUGACAUGCUGGCAAAAAAUUGCACAGAAUCCCAGGAUGCACUCUACUUGCUGAGAAAGGAACAGUGUCAGACUAUCCUUUGUAUUUUACACUGUGUGGUGAACUUGCAAACACUGCCAGCUGAUGUGGAGGAGGCCUUACUUGCUCGUGCUAUUAAAGCUUUCACCAAGAUAAGCUUCGAUUCUGAGAAUGGACCGUAUGUUUACAAUACCUUGAAAACUGUAUUUAAACAAGCGCUGGAAGAAAAAAGGAAAAGGAUUAAAGAAGGAACAGAGAAUCCUUCUUGAUUUCUACAAAGCUCUGCUGAAGCAUUAGAUGGGCCUACCAAAUUAUUUUGCAUUUUCCAGCUACUGUAUUUUGUGCUACCUGGCAUGAUCUACCUAACUUUAGGUAAUAGAAUUUAUUAACAAAUAAUUUUAUUUUUUUAGAGGGAGUUUUAGUGGCAAUAGUUCAGUCUACAUAGCUUUAAAGAACAGCUCCAUGUGACUCUCCAGCAUUUGGUUUCAGGUACUGUGCUUUUAUAUUGUAAAGGGUUCUCCUGUUCUCAGAUGUGUUUAUUGCUUUAGAAACCUCUGUCAUUGGCAGGAAACAUUAUUUUCAAGUUACAUGAUUGCCAUAAAUUCAGUGCCACGAUCCAUAAAGUUUUAAUGGAUUGACKUCAUAUUUAUGUAUUAUAUAUGUUUACAUUAAUGAUAUUUGAUUUUACUUUGCAGAAAAUAAAUACUGGCUGAACCUAUGAACCUGCUUUUUCUUUCAGAAAUUUUGAAAUAUGA